Messenger RNA from Chenopodium quinoa (quinoa), 2391 nucleotides. Its product is annotated as LRR receptor-like serine/threonine-protein kinase HSL2. Bases 1 to 2391 code for a protein of 796 amino acids. NCBI's taxonomy places the organism in Eukaryota, Viridiplantae, Streptophyta, Magnoliopsida, Caryophyllales, Amaranthaceae. Gene Ontology annotation, biological process: protein phosphorylation. Gene Ontology annotation, molecular function: ATP binding; protein kinase activity; receptor serine/threonine kinase binding. The transcript has 5 exons. The record is from RefSeq and is a predicted model, not a curated record.
AUGACACUCUCCCAUCUCCUCCCUAUAACCAUUCUCCUCCUCUUUUACUCCCCUUCGUCCUCGGCCUCGCCCAUUUCCGACCCCGCCAUCCUCCUUCGUGUUAAAAACAACCAAAUACUCGACCCUAGUAACCGCCUCUCGAAUUGGCUCAUCCUCCACAAUGAUCACUCCAAUAGCACUAAUAACCACUCACAUUGCCACUGGACUGGCAUAACUUGUAACCCCCUCUCCUCCGUUAUCGCGGUCAACCUCGAUAAACUCAACCUAUCCGGCCCCUUCCCUUCCGGCUUCUGCCGCAUUCCCACCCUCCGCAACUUCUCCAUCUCCGACAACUCCUUUAACAACAUCACCUCUCUCUCCCUCUCCCACUGCUCCCACCUCCACUCUCUCAACCUCUCCAACAACGACUUCUCCGGCAACCUCCCGGAUUUCUCGCCGGAGUUCACUUCUCUGUUUUCCUUAGACUUCUCUUCCAACGACUUUUCCGGCAAAAUUCCCCGGAGUUUCCGGUACUUAUCCUCUGUAAAAAUUUUACGCCUCUUCGGUAACUACCUAACUGGCCCUGCUUUUCCCGAGUUCAUCACCAAUUUAACUCAAAUAACUCACUAUGAGCUCAGUUAUAAUCUAUUCGAUUCUUCUGAGAUACCGACCACCAUUGCAAAGUUAUCGAAACUCGAAGUUGUUUGGUUAACCGAAUCGAAUCUCACCGGAAAGAUUCCGGAAUCUCUUUGUACUUUACAAACAUUGAAAAGCUUCGAUGUCGCAACAAAUUCUCUUUCUGGUGAGAUUCCGCAAUGUAUCGGAAACUUAACGAAACUCUGGCAAUUAGAGCUCUUUGAUAACAAAUUUUCCGGCGAGUUGCCGGAAAAUUUGGGAAAUUUGAAGAACUUAUACAUUUUCGAUGCUUCUCAGAACAAUCUCACCGGAACAGGGGAAGAUUCCGGCAAUUUUAGGGAAAAUAAGAACCUCUAUCAGUUAAAGCUUUUUAACAACAGCUUUGCCGGCGAACUUCCGGCGAAUUUGGGAUCAAAUUCUAUAUUAAAUGAGUUCGAUGUGUCGACAAAUUAUUUUUCCGGCGAAUUUCCGACGACUCUUUGCAGUGGGAAGCAACUCUGGCAGAUUAUUACCUUCAACAACAGAUUUUCCAGUAAAUUUCCGGAAAUUUAUGGAAAUUGCAGUUCAUUAAGUUAUGUAAGAAUUCAAAACAGCAACUUUUCCGGCGAAUUUCCUCAAAAUUUCUGGAAUUUACCUCAUCUGGAUACUGCUGACCUUCAGGAUAAUCAUUUUGAAGGUACUCUGCCACCUACUAUUUCUAAUUCCUUUAAUUUGUCAAAUCUUUUAAUUUCCGGCAAUAUGUUCUCGGGAAAUUUACCGUCGGAAAUUUGUGGAUUGAAGAAAUUAAUUGAGCUUUCUUUGGGUGAGAAUCGGUUUAGUGGAGAGUUGCCGAGUUGUAUAACGGAAUUGAAAGGAUUACAGAAGAUUGAAUUGCAGGGGAAUAUGUUAUCCGGGGAGUUUCCGAUGAAUGUGAGGUCGUGGGUUCAAUUGACGGAUUUGAACGUCCAAACAGAUGGUGAGUUUAAGAAAAGGCGUCCAUUCAAAAUGGUUUCCUUUCAAAGGGGUGGAUUUAGUGAGCAAGAAAUAUUCUCUCGCCUUACAGAAGAGAAUGUGAUUGGGUCCGGUGGGUCUGGUCGAGUAUAUCGUGUUACACUCAACUCGGGUCGUAAUAUAGCAGUUAAGAAGUUAUGGAGUGGCGAGGACAAGAACAAGGAUAUGGGUUUAUUGUUCAAGUCAGAGGUUGAGGCCUUAGGGAGUGUACGUCAUGUGAAUAUUGUAAAAUUGUUGUUCAGUUAUAUAGGAGAGGGUUUUAGGGCUUUAGGGUAUGAAUAUAUGGAAAAUGGGAGUCUAGGAGAUGUUCUGCAUGGUGAAAAGGGUGGUGAGAUUUUAGAUUGGUCUAGACGAUUUGCAAUAGCUUUGGGUGCGGCUCAAGGGUUAGCUUACUUGCACCAUGAUUGUGUCCCGGCUAUCAUCCACCGAGAUGUAAAGUCCAACAACAUAUUGCUGGAUGACAAGUUCCUGCCACGGGUUGCUGAUUUCGGACUUGCUAAGCCGGAUCUACUGGCUAUUCUUUCCAUUAAUUCUUUGAUUUAUUGUACGAAAUAUGGCUACACGCUCAAGGUGACAGAGAAGAGCGAUGUAUACAGUUUUGGGGUGGUGCUUAUAGAGCUAGUAACAGGGAAGAGACCAAAUGAUGCAUCCUUUGGGGAGAACAUGGACAUAGUGAAAUGGAUGACAGAAGUAGUGUUACAAUCUCAUGAGUUUGAUCAAGCAAAGCAGCUGAUAGACCCAAGAAUGAAUCCAGAUACUGAGAUACAUGUAACUAUAAACAAAUAA